ACUUGUACAAGGAAGUAAAUUUUUUCAGUGGCUUCUCAAGUUCCUAAAGUUUGGCGAAAUGCUACGAAUCAUAUGCGAAUAAACUUCCACUGGUAGGAGGAUCUAAUGAGAAAUCUGUCGCUCUGUCGCCAUCAUGCCGGAGCUAGAACAUGUGAUAGAAGAAGUGAAGAAGUUUCUAAAAGAUGUUGGGGAUUACCUAUCUAUCACCCUCAAGAAGGAAAAACUGCAGAAGGAGACUAACUUUAAGCGAGAAAAACUUCUUAAAGAUGUUGAAAGUAUCCUGGAUAAGCUCUCCCCUCCACUGAUUGAGGAGGAAGAGGAGGAGCAAGAAGAGUAUGCCGAUGUGGACCUACCUAUGAGUCCAAGCUCGGAGCACAUCCAAGAAGAAGGGGAACUUGAAGAGCUGUACGAGGACACGGUUCCAGCCGAGUCGACCCACAGCAACGACUCAUCUCACAACUCAGAGGAAGAGCAGGAAGAUAAUAAGAUUGGAACUAUUGACCUCGAUGGUGAUCCAUACGGGGAUGUAAAGGUCAACCCCAUUGCUGCGUCAGAUUUGACUUCACCGAGUAAAGAGGGAUUCCUCGACAAGAAAAGGAAAGUAGGGCAGUUUGGGCUACAGGGUUGGCAGAAGCGAUACUGUAUCAUCAAGGCCAACGUCCUGUACUACUACAAGAGGAAGACGGAUAAGGAGCAGUGCAACCAGAUUGUCUUGACUGGAUACCAGGGGCGGGAGGCCCCAGAGUUUGAAAAGAAGAACAAGAGGAAAGACUGUCUGUUUGAGGUGGUGUGCCCGGCCAAGAGGUCCUAUCAGUUCAUUGCUCAGAAUAAGAAGGAAAUGCACGAUUGGAUAAAAGCCAUAGCGUUCGCCAGCAAACUUGCACCAAGCUCAAUAGACCCUCUUGCCAAGUCAACGCCAAACAACUCUGGAGGCAGCGAAGAGAUGUUGGACUAUGACGACACGUCCAUCCCGGUGAUAAACAACAACGAGGCAGACGACGACGACGGCUACGGCGAGACAUACGAGGAGCUGGAUAACUAUCAGUCGACUAAGACCGGCAUCCUGCCUCCUCCAGAGAUUCCAGUCACAAACAUUGAGGAGGAGGAACCUGAACCGAUCGAUGAGGAUAUUUAUGAAGAUGUGUCUGGUCAAUCAAGCGAUCCCCUACCGCCACCUGUAACAGUACCAUCACGUCCAGCAAAAUCGGCCGCAAACUUGCCCCUCCCUCCGGAGCCGUCGACUGCACCCCCCGUGCCGACCACGCACAGACCCCCGCCUAGUCUACCCGUAGUGGAGAAACAGCCCGUGACGCCCUACUCGCCUCACACACAAAUCAAAGGUAAGAAUGAGAAGAAUCUCAAGAAUGACACAAAGUCAUCUGUGAAAGGAGGGGGCAAACCCCCGCCGCCGAUACCGACACGAGCUGAGACGACAAGUUUGCCCAAGAGAGAGUUGUGGGAAGAAGAUUAUGAGAAUAUUUACAUCGGGUUGUGGGACUGCAUGGCUGAUGACAAGGAUGAAUUGGAAUUUAAACGAGGCGAGAUGGUGCAUAUUAUAAGUAAGGAAUACGACACAUUCAGCUGGUGGAUAGGAGAGAGAAAUAACAAAGUGGGUCUGGUGCCCAAGGACUAUCUAAUGAAAGCAUACAUGAUUUGAUAAAGGCUCCAAUCUAUACGGUGUUUUGUUUACUAAUGCUGAUCUGAACUUUCCUUUGGGGACUGUGCUUUUACUCUGUCUAAUGCACACCUUUUCCCCAUCUCUUGGUCAUUGUUAACUAAGCUAUCCUUUUUGGGAUAUUCUGUGACCCUGUCUUCCAUAAGGUUUCAUUGUCACAAUUGGUCCCCCACUCCUUUUGUUGCUAAGCAAAUAAACUGCUAUACUUUAUAAUGGAUAUUAUGUGACCCUGUCUUCCAAUCAGGGCCCAGUUUCAUAAGCCCUGUAAGCUCAAAAACUUGCUAAGCACAGACAACUGGUUACCAGCUAAAAUUCCAUAAGGUUUCAUUGUCACAAUUGGUUCCCACUCCUUUUGUUGCUAAGCAAAUAAAUUGCUAAGCAGUAUUUUCUGCUUGUUAGCUUAAUGAAGUUGGGCCCAGAAUAUCAAU
This is a messenger RNA of Asterias rubens (European starfish), 2103 nucleotides long. Its product is annotated as src kinase-associated phosphoprotein 2-B-like. Gene Ontology annotation, molecular function: protein binding. The record is from RefSeq and is a predicted model, not a curated record. Gene Ontology annotation, cellular component: plasma membrane; cytoplasm. The transcript is spliced from 7 exons. The coding region runs from base 134 to 1657 and encodes 507 amino acids. NCBI's taxonomy places the organism in Eukaryota, Metazoa, Echinodermata, Asteroidea, Forcipulatida, Asteriidae.